CGCGUCGAGGAAGCGCCGACCGGACCAAUCGCACAGUUGGAGCAUUCCGAACGUGGCGGGCAUCGCGGCCAAUAGUGGAGGCUGGAAACGCCCUGCCGGCCCCAUCAGCUGUUCGCUGGGUUUGCUGUUAGACCCCUGUGCAUUUUUUUGUGUGUUCAAUUUGCUCAACACAACGCCACCGGCAGACACGCAUAGCCUGUACAACACCAGACAUAUACAAGCCAGCCAGCCAGCCAGCAACAGCACACAUCAUAGUGGGUAGCCGCAGGCAGCUCGGCUGAACAUAUAGAGAUCCGUAGCCUGUACAACACCCAACAGGCACGCACAGCCGGUUAGCAACAGCACACAUAGCGGAUAGCCGCAGCCAGCCCAGCAGCACACAUACAGAUCCAUAGCGUGUACAAUACACAUACACACAGUCAGUACAGCGCACAAAAGCUAUACAAGAAGAAAGACAUCGCAUAUAGAAUAGACGCAGCCUGUACAAUAUACAGUUCACACACAACAACCAUCGCAACAUACACACAGUAGAUAUGAGACGUAACCCAUACGAUACACAGGUCAUACCACGUACCGCGAUGUAGCUUCAGUUCAUUAGACAUUGCAGCAGUGAUCCAUAUGUAUUACAUGCCUAUAGGCACACAUAUAUACACACACAGGUACACGUAACUUUCUGUGCGAGUGUAAUAUUACAUUCACGUGUCAAAGUGUGACACGAGAGACUGGUAGGCUGUGAAUAUUAAUUAUUAAUGAAUGAACAGUAGGUGGUUAAAGGGUUGUGCGUACCCGGAAUGUUGGUGUGACUCUACCGCAGUGGUGGCAGCUCCACAGCAGGAGCGGGCGGUGAUGGAGGAGGAGGAGGUGGUCGUGGUGGUGGAGGAGGUGGCAGCUCGUCGACCUGCCCCAGCCGAGGAAGGAAUGAGCGCUUCUGGGGACGAGGAUGACAACAGCAGGGAGGGAGUGGGUGGCGGGUCCCUCUUCUAUGUGAACAGGAGCGGCAUUCCUCUGGACAAGAGCACGUGGGAGCGCAUGUGGAGCCACGUGGCCCGGGUCCAUCCCGGAGGCAAGGAGAUGGUUCGGAGCAUACGGCAGUGCACAGAGCUACCCAAGAAACAAUUGUCGUUGCUGCUGACGUCGUCGCCGCACUGGAGCGCGUGCGUCGUUGAUCGCACCGUGGCCGACCGCCUCGCUGCCGUUAAUUCAGUGCCCGUGCCUUCCCUGCCAACGCUGCUGCCCGCCGUGGCGAUGCUGGACCGCCUUAAAGCCAUACAGAAGUACAUGAUGGACCUCCAAUACAACCACACGGGAACGCAGUUCUUUGAAAUCAGGAAAAAUCGACCCAUCGCCGGGCUAAUGGACCUGGCACGGGACAUGGUGCGGGAGGCGCUGCCCAUUAAGUGCUUGGAGGCUGUCAUCCUCGCAAUCUACCUGACCAACGGCCUGCCCGGCGUGGAGCGCUUCCCGCUUAGCUUCCGCACGCGUUUCGGUGGCUCGGCGUUCCGCCACGUGGUGCUCGGCGUGUGCGUCGGCGGCCGCUACGGUGCGCUGGGCCUGAGCCGCCGGCCCGAGCUCAUGUUCAAGGCGGCGACGCACGCGGGCCUCGCGCCGCUCGUCGCCGACUUCCGGCAGGCGUACUCGAGCUACCGGCACGCGGUCACGCGACUCAAAGUGGGGCUCUACGUGCCGCACGACCCGCGCAGCUUCCAGCAGGUGGAGUGGAGGCACCUGGUCGUGGACGUCAGUCGCCUGAGCGGCGAGGAACUCCGCAGGGACCUGGACAAGCACGCGCGCGACAUGAAGGUGCUGAAGGGCGUGACGCUGCCCGUGUCGCCCGGGAAGGAGCGGAGGAAGAGCGUCGCGUCCACCUCGUCCACCUCGUCCCCGCACAGGGCACCCUGUGGCAGCCCGCAGCGCCGGGCAAGCAGGGUGGAGAAACUGCCCCUGGCAGCUGAGAAGAAGCCCGAGCCGAACUUCCUGAUGGAGGAAGGCUACAAGAUUCGCGUGUGAAUCGCGUGCGGGCGAGGACGGCUCGCAGGAUUGCAGUUUGCACUUUACGACGUAUUUCUUCCCAAAAAGUGCUUUCUAGAGGACCAUAGGAGUAUUCGCGAGCCGCGUGUGCGAUUACGCUUACUACCUUAUUUUACCCGGGCCAACAUUUGGUGACUCGCUUUCACGGGCAGAGUGUUUUUUUAUAGGCAGUGGAUGUUGGUGUUCGACGCGUUCUUUUUUUUUAAACAAGGUGCUUAUUUUAUCCGACAGAUGCUUCACGUCGUUCGGGCACAACGAUCAACAUUUUAGGAAAAAGAAAAACGUUUUAAACUCCUCGUAUGAAUGCCUGAGCGCCAACACUCAGACAAACGGCGGUCGCGGUGUUGGAACGGACAAGGGUGGUGGCCUCGCUCGGUUUUAAGAUGUCGAACUUUUAUCAAUCAACGUGGCGUUUCGGGGUUUUAUUUUUUAGAUUAUUUUUUUUUUACUAUCGUAACAUAACCGUUCUUAUGAUUUUCAGAAAAAAUCAGUGUCGCGCAAAGGCACUGACUGACGGAUGGAAAUUGUGUUUAAAGUGGCACCGCCAGUGAGGGCACAGGGUUACAUUUUUUUUUAUUAACGCCAGAUGAAUUCGAGCACCGUCGGGUGGCUCAUGAUAGUGCCAGGCUCGGUGUUGUUGGGCCACGGUCGACGUCAAUCGCUAAUCCCGACAGGUGAGGUGGUAGCUAUGAGCAAGUGGCUCGCAGUUUGGAAGGUUGCGAGUUCGAUUCCCAGUCGGGGGUUGACUCAAGCACCCCUUUUAAAAAAAAAUGAUGGUUGAUAAAACGAGUGCCGCUAUGUGGCAGUCGAGGGCAGUUAUCCUAAGGAUGGACUAAACCCCUGCCAUAGCAAUGUGGAAUUUACAGCACCGACUCGCGGCCAUGAACAGAAGAGGAGGAUCGUCCCAUGCCCGUACGAGCGUGGGAAACCAUCGCAAUUUUUUAAAACAUUUUUCAGCGACGUGGGAUUACCUUUUUGGAAGUGGUAUUAAAAUUAUCGUGGAAUGCACAACCACUGGGAAACGUCUUAAAUCACGAGCAGAGAUGCUAGAGAAGCAUUGCCUCCAACAAUCGGCGCGCGGCGCCACAGAGCGGACAUGCUGUCAGGGGAUUUCGGCGCAGAAGAGCCAAUGGUGAUUUUGACGCAUUGUUAUAAAAACGUCAUCUUGCGACCCCUUUAAGAAAUUUAGGCGCUGGCAGAAGACGUCGCUAGAAGGGGAGUCGGUCUGGCCGCCGGUUCAGAUUAAGGGGAUGGAGUGGCCGCCAAAGGAGGAAGCAUUCGCUGCAGAGAUUAGAGCAAUUCAAAAGGUUAUGUGCAGAUGCAAGGUGGAUUGUUACUGUCUCCGUCCCAUGAUGUAACAAUCAUCUUGGAGAGGCCUUCAUUCAGCUGCGGAUUGAUCAUGGGGGAUGAUGACAAGGAUGAUGGAACGCUUCGUUUUCAAUGGACAAUUAGAAUAGUGUAAUCCUUGUGAUGGAUUUGUACCAUGGCUCCCCUCCUGCACACCACUUUUCACCGCUUCCCGCUGAGAGGGCCACAUCUUUGAGAACGAAUGGGACACCGAGGGCUCAAUGUUAUCCGAUGGGGGCCCAUUGUUAUCUGAUUGGGGCCCGAAGCUCUUGUGGUCUUGGGGAGCUUCCCCUUUGUCCGUUCAGUUCUCUCCCCUCACUGUUUUACCAAACCAUUGUAUGCCCACUGGCAAACGCCUCAUUAUUCAUCUUGGUUCCUUCAGUUGUGGUUGUUAAGCGUGAUAUAUACGAGUGGUAAAGCUAAAUCAAAAUUCAAACAAACGACUCUAUUUUAUCUUCUUGGUUCUUUCGGUAAAGUCACUUAGAA
Petromyzon marinus (sea lamprey) is the source of this 3861-nucleotide messenger RNA. RefSeq names its product vasohibin 1 (gene VASH1). Gene Ontology annotation, biological process: regulation of angiogenesis. NCBI's taxonomy places the organism in Eukaryota, Metazoa, Chordata, Hyperoartia, Petromyzontiformes, Petromyzontidae. Gene Ontology annotation, cellular component: cytoplasm. The record is from RefSeq and is a predicted model, not a curated record.